CCCGACUGAAUAGUUACUCAUGCCAGGCGUAUGGGCAGGCAGUAAUUUGAAACACUGGUGCAGUGUUAAAGGAAGGUUAAUUUACCUACAUACUGAAGAUUCCAGUGACCUAAGUAAACAUGCAUGAAUUUGAACAUUAUUGGUAGAUGUUAUUUAAAAGUUCUCAUGAUGGAAGCUACUGCAAAGAAAAUUAGAAAGAAGCGUCAUCACUGUGGACAGUGCGAGAAAAGUUACCAAAGUAAAUGUGCACUCAGAGAUCACAUGAGAAUACAUACUGGUGAGAGACCUUAUCAUUGUCAACAAUGUGAGAAGUGUUUCGUUCAAGCAAUUACUUUGAAAAUACAUAUGAGAUCACAUACUGGUGAGAAACCUUAUCACUGUGAACUAUGUGAAAAAAGAUUCACUUAUCUCAAUAGUAUGAAAGUACACAUGAGAAGACAUACUGGAGAGAAACCUUUUCCUUGUGAACAGUGUGAUUACAAAUUCGCGGACAAAGCUACUUUGAAAAUACACAUGAGAACACAUACUGGUGAGAAACCUUAUCAGUGUGAAGUAUGUAAAAAAAGAUUCACUUAUCUCAAUGGUAUGAGAGUACACAUGAGAAGACAUACUGGUGAGAAACCUUAUCCUUGUGAACAUUGUGAUAAAAAAUUCGCGAACAAUGCUACUUUGAAAAUACAUAUGAGAACACAUACUGGCGAGAAACCUUAUCACUGUCAAAUGUGUGAGAAGAGUUUUACGCAGAUAGGUAAUCUGAGAACUCACACGAGAACUCAUACUGGCGAGAAACCUUAUUCCUGUGAAAUGUGUGAAAGGAGUUUCUCACAAGUAACUAGACUGAAAAGUCACAUGAGAACACAUACUGAUGAGAAACCUUAUUGCUGUGAAAUGUGUAAAAAGAGUUUCAAACAAAUAGACAGUUUAAAACGUCAUUUACGAACACAUUCUGAUGAAACACAUCACUGUGCGCAGCGUAAGAAUAGUUGUUCGAAAGAAAGUCUUGGAAUUCAUACACAUGAUGCUGAUAAAUCUUAUAUGUGCCAACUAUGCGAGAAAUAUUUUACACUGAAAGAUGAUCUAGUAAAACACAUAAGAACGCACAUUGAUGUGCAACCAUAUUUCUGUGAACAGUGUCAAAAGAGCUACUCUGAUCAAAAUAGUCUGAGAAUGCACAUGAAAACGCAUGGUGCUCAACAACUGUAUUCCCGGGAAGGGCAUACGAUUUUGUUCCAACAAAGCAUGUAUAAAAGAUUCAUGAAGGUACAUACUGAUAAGAAAUUGAAGGCUAAAGAAACACUCACUGUCAAGAUUCCAAUGUACAAUUCAACUUCAAUUAGUGAGAGCAACGUUCAACCAUUAUGUAGUGAAUUGGAGAUUUGCAAAAUAGGACAAAAGGUGGUAAACAAAAAAGGAAUAGAAACCUUUCAACUAGCGUAUUCAUUUUGUAGUUACUGAAUUUUCACGAUCAUGUGCAAUUGAUAGUGCAGAAUUGUCAUUUUUUUUAUAUUGAACAAAACAAUAUGACAUUGAAUUUGUUUAUGAACUAUAAUUGUAGGUGCUGGUCACAUGCACUGUUAUUCAGAGCUUUCUGAAAAUUCAUAUUUGCUUUUAAAUCAAACACAUCAAAUUGUCAUGAUAAUUACUAAUGUGAUUUAUAUAAUACAGUAUAAUAUGAAAUGUACCUGGUGACACAAUAAACAAGAAAUUGUUUAGUCUGUCAGAUUGGAAGUUCAUUAAUCGCUAUGUCAGUCUUACAGCUUUUGGCAAGAAUGUGUACAUAAUAAUUAUAUUUAUUGAUUUCCAUUAUAAUGCAUAUUACAAAUAUAUAAACAUGAGAUGUGAACACACGACCAUGACAAAGCACUGUUGUCUCGAAUACUAAUCACUCUGUUCAGAUAAAACUUAUUAAUAGACUUUAAUGGGACAAUUGCAAUAUGAUAAUUACUAGUAUUUGAGUUUAAGAUAUGUAUAUCAGCUUGUGCUUUUCAUUUGAUGAUAAUCAAUGGAUUUUGAUGCACAAAUAUGCACAUUUGUAUGAUGUCAAUGUAUGACUAAUUAAAUUUGAAAUAAAUAUACUGUUUUUAAAGUG
This is a messenger RNA of Saccoglossus kowalevskii, 2089 nucleotides long. RefSeq lists its product as uncharacterized. NCBI's taxonomy places the organism in Eukaryota, Metazoa, Hemichordata, Enteropneusta, Harrimaniidae. Gene Ontology annotation, biological process: regulation of gene expression. The record is from RefSeq and is a predicted model, not a curated record. Gene Ontology annotation, cellular component: nucleus.